Molecule: messenger RNA, 3377 nt
Organism: Rhipicephalus microplus (southern cattle tick)
Lineage: Eukaryota; Metazoa; Arthropoda; Arachnida; Ixodida; Ixodidae
Product: alpha-amylase 1
Biological process (GO): carbohydrate metabolic process
Molecular function (GO): alpha-amylase activity; cation binding
Source: RefSeq, a predicted model, not a curated record
GCCUACGCGUCCGAUAAGAUAAGCAGUCGGCGUCGUCUAUCCAGCGAAGGUGAUUGUGCGUGCCACGGCCGUGUUAUUCAUCCGUUACAUCGCGGACGUGUCGCCCUACGGCAGGACUUCUGCGAGCAUCGCAUUCUUCAAGGCGGUGCACCGAAUUCACAGCAACCCCACGCGCAGAAUGAAAAGGCUCCGUGACUGACGGCGGGCCUCGUCUCGAAGGCGAGCGAGGGAAGGACCUUACCUGAGUAACGGUACUGCACGGGCCCCGCGAACGCUUCGUUGCCUGACUAGUUUUGUGCAGUGGCUUGUGCUUUCCGCGUGUAUGUAGGUCGCACAAUCCAUGUGCUGAAGCGACAGAAACGCAGUCGACGUCGUUUUCACAAGUGGAACUGAACGCUCUUUGAAACCGCACCCCUUUUAAACCGACCACACCGUGUUAGAGUGCGUGUCGUUUGUGCACCUGUUAUUCAUUGUACAACGCAAUAUGGUGGACACUGUAAAGCUGUUGUGAACUGAUACGCCAGGCAUAUUCUUCAGCGCUGCGUUGAGCACAAAAUAAGUACCAUGAAGAUUCUUGUCCGAUCACAAGUGACAAAGUAUUCAAUGCCCUUUGCCAUCAUGAGAGGAUAGCUCGUGUUUUGCGCAUGCUGUAUAUUUGAGUUACAGGCUUCUAAGCGAAAUAAUACAGCGUGUUGAGUAGCGUCGUUUUAUAUCAAUGAAAGGCAUUGUGGAGUCAAAUUCCUAAUUACUGUUUCAUUUAGGCACGUCAUUGAUAUUUAAGUAAACGAGUCUUGACCGGAACAUCCGUCUUGCGUCUUGUUGAAACACUUCAGCGCGAGAACUGUUUUACCACGUUGGCACAAACAGGAAACGUUUACGCCUGUGUGUUCUACGAGUGCCUUUCGUCGCUUCAAGUGGAAUCUCCUCCAGUUUUGCGAUCGCAUCGCAGCGACUUGCAACUUUUAGCGUCUAGUCGCCAUACGUACUCCUGUGUGACGCCACGCUAGUGUCUGACCCGAACGAGACAUGUUUACUUCAAGCGCACGCGGUCCAGCGGCUCCCUCAAGACAGUGGAUUACGGCGUUGUUGGUGGCAACAGCCUGCUGCUUGUCGCACAAAGUGGUGGGUGUCGUUAGGCACCAAUUUACGGAUCCCGGUUUUUUGGGUGACCGCACUACAAUAGUGGAGCUCUUCGAAUGGGCCUGGCCCGACGUUGCCCAGGAGUGCGAAGACUUUCUCGGACCGUUCGGCUAUGGAGCCGUGCAGGUGUCCCCACCAAGCGAGAACGCAUUUCUGCUCUACACGACCCCUGGCGGUGUGAACGUGAGGUCCUGGUACGAGCGCUACGAGCCGGUCAGCUACCGCAUCGCGUCGCCCAGUGGUGACCUGCAGGAAUUCGCCGACAUGGUGCGAAGGUGCAAGGAGAGCCACGUGAAGGUGUUCGUGGACGUGGUGCUGAACCACAUGACGUCGAACAUCGGCAGUGGCUACGGCUACGACGGAACCGAGUUCAACUCCGAAGCAUUCGCCUAUACGGGUGUCUACAGCGCCAAGGACUUCCAUUCACGCGCUGACUGCGGUACAGCCAGUGGCUUGGUUGAGGACUACUCCAACGUCGUACAGGUACGGAAUUGUAAGUUCCGUGGUCGGGCAGACCUAAACCACAAGCUCGAAAGCGUCCGGUCCAGGAUCACUGCCUACCUUAAACAGCUGCUGUCGCUAGGCGUGAGCGGCUUCAGGAUAGACGGUACCGACUACAUGUGGCCAGCAGACAUGGACAUUAUAUACAGGCGAUUGAGUCAACCGGACCAGGCAAAGCUGGAGCUCUUUGAGGCCAAACCCGCUGCUUAUAGACUGAUCGAGACCCCACUAGACAGUGAGUCGGAAACGCCUUCGGAGACUCCCUCAGACACUCCUUCAGAAGAACCAUCAGAUACACCCUCGGGGACACCCUCGCACACUCCCUCGGAGACUCCCUCCGACGGUUCCUCAAACGGUCCUUCGGAGGCUCCUUCAGAAACUCCCUCGGAAACUCCCUCGGAUGCUCCACCAGACACUCCAUCGGAUAGCACCUCGGACAUUCCCCCAGAAACUCCCUCCAAUACUCCGUCGGAGGCUUCUUCAGACACCCAGCCAGAAAGUCCCUCAGAUACCUCUUCCGAUGCACCCUUAGAUGCAUCCUCGGACCCUUCUGUCGUGACCGCGGAAAGGAAUACUGCGGACACAGAAACUGCUACGAACGUGCGAAAGCGAGAUACGACCGUUGAGCAAGGUGGAGAAACAGUUAGCCCUCCCCACCUGACUUCGGACUUCGAUGGCCCGUUCAUUUACCACGAGAUGUCGACGCUCAAUUUGAGCUGGACCAAGGAGUAUGAAAGGAUAGGGGCCGUCACAAAUGCCACUUUCUUCAAGACGUAUGCGAACGCCCUGAACAGGGUACGAGAGCGUCCGCUCAAGUCUCUGCGGCCAUUCGUCAUGGAAGCGAAAGCUGCUGGCGAGGCUGCUCAGGUGGUCUACGUGGACAGUCACGAAACGCAGCGCGGCGUGGAUGUGACCGACACUGAAGGUGACGUAGUCACGUACCGCCACCGCAAGCGACACGUGCUGGCCACUGUGCUCAUGCUGGCGCAGCCGCACGGCGUGCCGCGAGUGAUGAGCAGCUACGAUCUGGACAGGAAGUUCGAGACCUACGUGCCUCCCAAGACGCUGGGACCCCCGUUCGACCACAUGUUCAACACCAAGCCUGUGCUCAUGCGGGAGAACUUCGAGUGCUACAACGGCUGGAUUUGCGAACACAGGUGGCUGCCCAUCCGUAACAUGGUGUCCUUCCGCAACGUGGUGGCCGAUGCGGCCGCCGUCAACUGGUGGGACGACGACGCGGACGCCGUGGCGUUCACGCGCCUCCAUCGCGGCUUCGUGCUCGUCAACAACGGUCCCUCGGUGGUGCACGGCCUGUUCAACACCACGCUGCCGGCCGGCUACUACUGCGACGUGCUGAGCGGCUCCCGCCGCGACACGCGCACUUGCUCGGGCCGCGCGGUGCGCGUGCGCCCGGACGGCUUCGCCGAGCUGAGCGUCGACCCGGCGGCCGAAGUGCCCGCCAUCGCCUUGCACACACAGGAAAGAGUCUUCCCAGAUUACGUCUAAUGAAUCCCGGGGCCACGAGACAGUCUCUGCGACAAGCACUCCGUGAGUGAGAAGGAUGGACCUCAAGCGGCGACCUUGUACUUGGCCUUCUCGGCUCAAGCAUACCCUCGAGCACUGAAGUUGAGGAGGAGAAAAAAAAAAGACGACGAAAAAGAAGCACAACGCUGUUCAGUUUGCUCUGUCCACAGGCUCCAAAAUAAACGCACCGCGUGCCGGGGACCCAAAACACC